GCCUGUGUUUGCGAUAGCAGCAACCGCCUCCCUCUCCCUAGCACACUGCAAUAUCUGGUCUCAGAAAGCAGUCCCUGAAGUCGGGUGCUAAAGGGCUACCAGCGCACAUUACAGCCCCUACCUCUCUCCCUGACCUGCCUCCUCUACCUGUUCUCAACUUUUAUAGAGCAGAGAUAAACGUUACUCCUCAUUUCACUUUGAAACCUUCAAAGGAAGGGUUCCUUGAUGUCCAGCAAAUGAGUCAAGGUAUGCCUCACUGGGUAAAGUGUUGGUGCUCACUCCAAGGAAUGUACUUGAAGUCAUGGAAACAGCCAGAGGACCAAUUCGUUUCAGAGCCGCUACUCAUUAUCGAGAUUAACGAGCACAUGAUGCUGGAUCACGUACCAAGGACAUCAGUUCAGCGACCCAACAAUAUCCACAUUAGUUACUGCAAGGCACCCUAUGUUGAUCAUUUCCUUAGUACCGACACAAAGGAGGAUCGCAUUCUUUGGGAGAUCGUGUUACGUAAAGCAAUGAUAAACUCGAGCACAUGGCAUCCCAACAAGCUAAGUUCAGCUGAGAACCAAGGAACCUGCCCGUCCCCACUAAAGUCGCCUCCCCCUAAACCUCCUAGACCGGUUACAGGGCCCCAGUUCUGCUACACGCCUGAUAAUCCUUGUCUGCCUUCUUACCGAGCGCGGUAUGAGGCCGGAAGGAGCUCCAGGAAAGAUAAGCUGGUGGAUUGGACACCAGGGAAGCGAAGUAAGAGCGCAGAACGUAAACCCAAGACUCCAGCCACUCAUGAUACGCAGCGAUCUAGAGCUAACACGUGCAAGAAGCCGAACAGAAGAAGGUCGAGGUCUGUAGAAAUGACUCCCCUCCGCAUGACCGCCCCAAGUACUCCUAAUCCUCACAUUAUGGGAACUCCUAAAGAUCCUAAAGAUCGGGUGUCCGACGCUACGUACGUGUCCAUGCACAAGUUCAGCAGAGUAUCUGUGGAUAGUACCCCCAAACCUUCCAGAAACCCGCCCCGACCUCCAAGUCUCAGUAAUCUGCCCGGGUCUGCUAGCAAGAAAACUCCCGGAAGACCGUUAAGCAAGAUCAACGAGAGUUAUAGGACAGCGCUGAACAAGAACACUCCUCCCUCCGCCUCUUCUACAGGGAAGGGGUCCCCGUCCAAAGGAACUCCUCGCCGAUCACCAAGACAACAGAAGCUGCAAGCAGAUUUGAGCAAGAGAGAGAACAAGAAAAGAGCUCCUAUUCCACAAGGGACGAGUCCUCAGAAGAAUUGUAAUGUUCACGCCACCAGAUCUAAGAAGAGUCCAGCGCCGGAACCUCAGCGCAAAGUAAGAGUGCCCAGACAUAGUCAAGGUGGAACGAACAACCUCGACUCUCCUAACCGAUCAGAUCUCAAAAAUAAGGAGGGGCUCAUGAAUGUCUACAUCGGCGAGGAAUCGGACACAUCACUCUCUCCCUCGAUAAAGAUAUGCAACACACCUUCCAGCAGUGUCACCUCUACCCCAACCAGCUUCACCUUCGAUGUAGAGAACUACAUCGACGAAGCGUUCGGUUGCCUCCAAGCGGAGAGCACUGCCAUGACAAACGAUGUUACCCCUUCGUUCCACUCAGCAAGUGCAAGGAGAGCUGCCCCGAGGGCCCCGUCAACCCCUAAAACGCCAGCAGGGAGGACUCUAACUAAGACCCCUAAUAGGAAAGUGUCCAGAAACACGCCUCUCACCUCCACCAUGAAACAAGGAGCGCCUGAUUUCGACCUUCCAGGAGACGUAACCGCGAUUGACAGCGGAUCUAUGCGACGUAAAGCAAUGAAGGAGGUACUCGACAUCACCCCCAUCAUCGAAGAAGAGGAGGAAGAAAAAGAAGAUAGCAAAGAGCGAGGAGCAAGUAUCUUAGAUGGUUACUUUGACAGCUCUAUCGACAGCACUAUCGACGAGGAUGAGGACACUAAGGAGAACGAAACACCCUGUAAUAUGUCCGAUCUUUCUCCUAUCUAUGCAACUUCUCAAAAGAGGAGAUCUGAGUCUCCUGUAAAGGAGCACAACUCUCCUUCAAAACGUCUCGCUACAACUGGAAAAUCUCCUGCGACUCCUGCUUCAAGAAGUAGGAAGUCUCCUGCCACCAGAAGUAAGAUUUCUCCAGCAACACCUGCAUCCAGGAGUAGAAAAUCUCCUGCUUCAAGGAGUAGUAUGUCUCCUGCGACUCCUUCUUCAAGGAGUAAGAAGUCUCCUGCUGUGACAAGCAAAAGGAGCAGUCGAUCUCCUUUGGGUUGUUUGAAAGGAUCCAACACUACCUCUUUUAAGAAGGGUGAAAUGUCACCAGCUGACCCUGAUUUUAAUGGCAAAGAGAGCCCGAUAACCGUCCGACCGAAGCCUAAGUUUAAAGUGGUUAACGGAAAACUGAUGCCCAUAUCAUAAGGGCGUGUACAUGCCCAUAUUAGGACAAUAAAUGGCGCAGGAUUUAAUGGAAUCGUCAUUUGACUCCGUAUCGCUCGAAAUGAACUGGUGAAAGAAAUGAAACAGUUUGAAGAUGAUAAGGAACUCGCAUGGUACUUCUCCUCAGACACAUAGUAAAACAGUCUGCGAAUAUUUGAACAUCAUGAAAAAUAUCAAACAAAAUUCACGCCCAAAAAUGUACAAUCAGCAAUCAGAAUAUGUACAGGAUAUGCAUUUUUAUUUUUUUGAUUCAAUGAUAAUUGAUUUAUGAUAUGUCACGGAAAAUAUUAGCAUUUGAUUGGAUCUGGAUCUUUUUUUCAGGUUUUUAUUUCAUUAUUUUUAUGAAUACAAAGUGAAGCAGUUAAAUUCCCAGUUUCUUGAGAUACAGUUUUUGCAUGCAUUUAGCUUAGACUCAUCUGAUAGUGAUUAGUGAUUUAAAUCUUAAUUAAAAUGGGUACGAGAUCUUGUGAAACUCCCAUUUUUAAAGGUAUGUGAAUUUGUUCACUAAUUUUCACUGCAAUCAUUUCGCUGGAUUGUUUAGCCAAUGGUCAAAUUUUGAUCAUGUUUGGCAACGAUUUGAUCUAAUUUUUUGAAAAAAAUUUUCAGCACAGUUCAGUUUCAGAACUCAGACAAUAACUGAGACCAUUUUUUAAUUAAUCGUUUUCCAUGUCAAAAAUUAAAUUGGCAACCCGAUGCAAAAAGAGAAGACUCGUUUUUAUUUACAGGGUUAUUUUGUAAUUCCAAAAUUUUGCUGAAAACAUUUGUAUCGUUAA
This is a messenger RNA of Bolinopsis microptera, 3202 nucleotides long. RefSeq names its product mucin-2-like. The record is from RefSeq and is a predicted model, not a curated record. Bases 237 to 2411 code for a protein of 724 amino acids. The transcript has 12 exons. Lineage: Eukaryota; Metazoa; Ctenophora; Tentaculata; Lobata; Bolinopsidae.